Quercus robur (English oak) is the source of this 1014-nucleotide messenger RNA. Its product is annotated as putative F-box protein At1g20800. NCBI's taxonomy places the organism in Eukaryota, Viridiplantae, Streptophyta, Magnoliopsida, Fagales, Fagaceae. The transcript has a single exon. Gene Ontology annotation, molecular function: protein binding. The record is from RefSeq and is a predicted model, not a curated record. The coding region runs from base 1 to 1014 and encodes 337 amino acids.
AUGGAAGACCUAUGCGACAAUCUUCUUGAUGAUAUUCUUUACCGUUUGCCCCUUAAGUCCGUGGUCACGUGCAAAUGCAUAAGCAAGAGGUUCAACACCUUCAUCUCCGACCCAGGGUUUGAAUCGAAACUGUUUCUUCAUAAUUCUUGUAUAUUUCAUUGCACAAAAGACUGUCCUAAUUUCUACUUCAAAGUUCCUCUCUAUCCUCCCAAUUCUGACAAAGCAACCGAGAGUUCUGUGAAACUACCUCGCCGUUUUAAAGUCUUAGCUUAUUGUAGUGGCUUGCUUCUCUUACUUCCCACGGAAGGUGUUUUAAUUUUAAACCCAGUAACCAAAAGAAACCAAAUCAUAAACAUUUUCCAUUAUGAUGCAAUUGGGUUGGCUGUGGAACCAAUCUCUUCCUCCUUGCACCGCUACAAGGUUGUUCGUAUUGGUGCUAGGGAUGGGGAUAGCUAUCAAUUUGAUAUAUUCUCAUCCGAUACAAUGUCAUGGAGACGAUCCUCGACAAAAUUUACUUGCAUGGUGAUGAGUAACUUCAACAACGAUGCUCUACCUAUCUAUUCUCACGGCACCUUACAUUGGAUAAGGAAGUGUAAUGAUAUCCUUGCCUUUGAUAUUGAAAAAGAAGAGGCUAGGAUCAUCGAACUUCCUCUAAACUUUCCACUUCCAUUUGAGUAUUGGACAUCAUGGUUUGGAGUAGUAAAUGGUUUGCUUACCCUCAUCUCAACUUCAAGUAAAGAAAUCUUGGUUUGGAUCCUCAAUGAUUACAAGAACGUUGAGUGGGUGCUUAAAACCCGAAUUACAUAUAUAAUAAAUAGUGAAUGGUCUAUAAGGAUUCCCAUCUUCUACGAAGGUGAGCGACUUGUUUUGUAUCUACGAAACGUUAACGCAGGGGAAAAUGGAGAGUUUUGUAUGUAUGAUAUUGCAACCGAUAAGUGGAGGAAGAUUGGAAUUGAAUGGUAUGGGCUAUACUGGAUAACAUUCGAGCUUUUGUUCCCUUCGUUCCUUCUUUAG